Messenger RNA from Diutina rugosa, 390 nucleotides. RefSeq lists its product as uncharacterized. The transcript has a single exon. The record is from RefSeq and is a predicted model, not a curated record. The coding region runs from base 1 to 390 and encodes 129 amino acids. Lineage: Eukaryota; Fungi; Ascomycota; Pichiomycetes; Serinales; Debaryomycetaceae.
AUGCCUUCGUCUCCCUUCUACGGUGGCAUCAAGAGCUACGACGUCCACACCUACUGGAACAACAACAGCGAGACCGAACGCAACGCCGCCUUCGAUCUCCGCGAAAAGUUCUUGCGCGAGUUCAAGUCCGAGGUCGACGCUGGCGACAUCAAAGUGUACAAGUUCUGGGACAAGACCAUUGGCCCCCACCCAAUUAACAUGUGGGAGCUUGACUUCCACCUGCCGGAGUCGUUUGUGAAGGUGGUCCCUUGGUUCCAAAUGAACCACGGCAAGUUACUGGUAUUGAUCCACCCUCACCUGGAGCUUGGGGAAUUUAAGGACCACACCGACCACGCGUUGUGGUUGGGCCACAAAGUCAGACUCGACACCGAGGUCCUCUCCAGAGAGUAA